AUGCCGCAUUGGGUUCAACUUACGACAAAUGGAUACAGUACCGAUGAAUUUGUGAAAAUGAUAGACGAGGUGCUUGGUGCAAAUCAAGUCAUUGCACAAAAGCAUGAAAUGAAGUUACCUGGACUUGUAAAAGGGUCAUUAUUCUCUGAGACUGAAAAAACGGAACAAGAAGCGAACUUUUCAAAUCCUUUGAAUAUGCCAUCGACAAGUACUGCUUUGAUACCCGGUUGCGAAGCGAAUCUUUAUAAGAAUUCGAAAACAACGUCAAAAGAAGGUGUUGAUUCUAUAAACAAUACGUUUCAUCUCUUCACGAAAACUGCUAACACAGCAAUAGCUAACACAAAGGACGCCAGUUACAGUGAUCGUUCCGGUAUGGUUUCGUAG
Loa loa (African eye worm) is the source of this 384-nucleotide messenger RNA. RefSeq lists its product as hypothetical. The transcript is spliced from 3 exons. Lineage: Eukaryota; Metazoa; Nematoda; Chromadorea; Rhabditida; Onchocercidae. The coding region runs from base 1 to 384 and encodes 127 amino acids. The record is from RefSeq and is a predicted model, not a curated record.